AUGAAGGGCCCCACUCUCGCUCUGUUUCUCUUCUCUGUCCUGUUAGCUGCUGCGCGAGUGAGAAGCAGGGAGACCGUGAAGCUCUGCGGCCUCGACUACGUGAGAACAGUCGUCUACAUCUGUGCCAGCUCUCGAUGGAGGAGACACCUGGAAGGGGCCCACCAAGCUCAGCGAGCUGAAUCAAGAAACUACUUCCAAUUCCCAGACAGACAGGAGACAUCCAAGGAAACUCUUGAGCACAACCUUCCCAAGAUGGAUAUCUCAGGACAGGAACUUGUUCAAGACCCACAGGCGCCCAUGGAAAGGCUUUGGCAGUUGAAGAAGUACUCACAAGUGUCCAAACGAGAUCUGCAAACUAUGUGCUGCGUGGAAGGCUGCUCCAUGACUGAGCUCAGCACACUCUGUUAGGAAGUGCCCACACCCAUGGGCAAGCUUCAGCAUGCAUUUAAUUGGUGUUCUAGCUCUGAGUCUGUCACUGCAACCAUGGCUUUGGGGUAGACAAUCCUUUUCUAAAAGGUCU
Peromyscus leucopus (white-footed mouse) is the source of this 520-nucleotide messenger RNA. RefSeq names its product insulin like 5 (gene Insl5). The coding region runs from base 1 to 408 and encodes 135 amino acids. Gene Ontology annotation, molecular function: hormone activity. Gene Ontology annotation, cellular component: extracellular region. The record is from RefSeq and is a predicted model, not a curated record. NCBI's taxonomy places the organism in Eukaryota, Metazoa, Chordata, Mammalia, Rodentia, Cricetidae. Gene Ontology annotation, biological process: positive regulation of feeding behavior. The transcript has 2 exons.